GGAGGAAGUGGCGGAAAUCAGAACCCUCCAGCUCAGGCACAGGGAGGAAGUGGUGGAAAUCAGAACCCUCCACCUCCAGUAGCCCGCGCUCCCACUCCAGGAGAUUCAGACAGUUCUGACAGCUCAGACUCGGAACCAGAAGGUGGUGACAGAAGAGGCUGGCGGAGAUACCUUAAGAAGAAGUUGGAGAAGCAACAGAAGAAUCUGUUGGCGAUGAUGUCCCAGCAGUAUCAACCUCCGGCCACCUCUCACCCUUCUACUUCCACCAGAGCUCGAGAACCAAAGGCACCACCACCCUUCAAGUUUCAGGGCAAGGCGGAGCAAGUGGAGACCUUCAUCCGGCAAUGUGAGAAUGUGUUCUCCAUUGAGAGCCUGUCAUUUACCUCCGAGGAGGUCAAGAUCCGAUAUGCAGGCAACUUGAUGGAAGGCGAGGCAGCGAUCCGAUGGUAUGAGGCAUACCACAAUUCAAUUGAUCAAGCCUCCGCCAACCGUCUUGCUGGAAUGCCGGUGCAGUUGGAUCAGAGAUGGAAGCGUUGGGAUUCCUUUGUGGAUGCUUUUAGAGCUGCCUUCGGUGAAGCCAUCUCUAGAGAUGAUGCUGUAGCCCAAUGGAAUACCCUCACCCACACAGCUCGAGGAGGAAUAGACCUCUUCCUGAACACUAUCAUUCAGCUGAUGUGGAAGACUGGCUAUGAGGGUCAGUUGGUGGAUGAUAAGAUUCAUAAUUCCCUCCUCCCGGACCUAGGCAUGAGUUGGGCUCUUUUUAAUCCUAAGCCAAAGUCCUUGAUGGAGUGGAUAGCUGCUCUAAGAGAGUUAGGGCACACCCAUGAGAGGUACCAAGGGAUGGCAGCUGAGAAAGCGCACCCUCGGACCAAGAAAGAUCCUCCCGCUCAGAAGGACCAGCAGCCUAAGAGGAAAAGAGAAGCUGUGAGCUCCUCCGGACCUCAGAAGACUCCUGGACCUAAGGAUAAAGCGGUGGAACUGAAGGGUAUCCCGGGGGAUAUUCUAGAAGAAAGAAGGAAAGCAGAAGUAUGCUUGAAG
Messenger RNA from Morchella sextelata, 1038 nucleotides. RefSeq lists its product as uncharacterized. NCBI's taxonomy places the organism in Eukaryota, Fungi, Ascomycota, Pezizomycetes, Pezizales, Morchellaceae. The record is from RefSeq and is a predicted model, not a curated record. The transcript has a single exon. The annotation marks the transcript as partial.